CCUCUAUUAAAUUUUUUUUACAUUUAACAAAAUUAUGACACAAAGCUUUAAAUAAAUUAAUUAUAUACAAGAGAAUACUGGUCUGAAUAUAUAUAAACACAUUUCAGUUAUGGACUCGGGAUCAACUGCAACAACAAACAGUCAACAAAAUACAACUAAGAUUAAUCCACACUCGAGUAUACAACCACAACAACCAGCCACACAAUCCGUAGAAGCAAACGAACCUCAACAUGAUGUUAAAUUGCAAAAUGUUGUUGCCACUGUGUCUUUAGCUUGCGAAUUAAAUUUGCAAGAUAUUAACAAUCGUACCCGCAAUUCCGAAUAUACUCCUUCACGAUUUCAUGGUGUUGUUAUGCGCAUGCGUGAUCCCCGUUGUACAGCUUUAAUAUUUCGAACUGGUAAAAUUAUUUGUACAGGAGCUCGCAAUGAAGCCGAAGCUUCUCUGGGUACACGCAAAUUUGCACGCAUAAUACAAAAACUUGGCUAUCCUGUUAAAUUCACCGAUUUUCGUUUACAAAAUAUAGUGGCAACAGUGGAUUUACGUUUUCCCAUACGCUUGGAAAAUCUAAAUCAAGUGCAUGGUCAGUUUAGUUCAUAUGAGCCAGAGUUGUUUCCUGGUCUUAUAUAUCGUAUGGUUAAACCACGUAUGGUUAUGUUAAUAUUUGUCAAUGGUAAAAUUGUAUUUACUGGGGCCAAAGCCCGUAAAGAUAUUCUAGAAUGUUUGGAAUUAAUUUAUCCAAUAUUACUUAGUUUUCGUAAAAAUUAGUAAUUGUUAUUUAUAAUACACACUCGUAUGCAAAUACAUAUAAAACGUGAAAUAAGCAUUUUGACAUAAACAUAGGCAAACAUGUUUUUAUUUUUCAUAGAUAAGAUUAUAAAUUUAAAAAAUGCAAUUUAUUUUUUAAUAAUAAAAUAAUAGAAUACAGA
This is a messenger RNA of Calliphora vicina (urban bluebottle blowfly), 927 nucleotides long. RefSeq names its product TBP-related factor (gene Trf). The transcript is spliced from 3 exons. Gene Ontology annotation, molecular function: DNA binding; RNA polymerase II general transcription initiation factor activity. The record is from RefSeq and is a predicted model, not a curated record. Gene Ontology annotation, biological process: DNA-templated transcription initiation. NCBI's taxonomy places the organism in Eukaryota, Metazoa, Arthropoda, Insecta, Diptera, Calliphoridae. Bases 110 to 766 code for a protein of 218 amino acids.